Paramisgurnus dabryanus is the source of this 3819-nucleotide messenger RNA. NCBI's taxonomy places the organism in Eukaryota, Metazoa, Chordata, Actinopteri, Cypriniformes, Cobitidae. The record is from RefSeq and is a predicted model, not a curated record.
UCCAAAGGACACAGAGGAGGAAAAGCAACAGUACUCAUAAGGAGCCAAGUGUGGACCGACCUGUUACGAUAUUAUUCUAUAAAGAAAACGCAAAGGAUUUUUUAUUAUCCAUAUUUAAUUCUGAUAUUAGAUACAUUUGUAUUACUUACGACCGUAAGAAUAGUCGGUUGUCGGGUUAUUGUUGAAUGAAGAGAGCGUGCAGAGGUUUCGAGAAGAAGCGGUGGAAGCAGGAGGCGCGCGCCGCUGUGGGGCUGAUGCGCGCGGCCUGUCCGUCAGCAGCGGCCCGCCAUGGCGGAGACCAAGAUCAUCUAUCAUCUCGAUGACCAGGAGACUCCCUAUCUCAUCAAACUACCCAUACCAGCCGAUAGCGUCACCCUCGCCGACUUCAAGAAUGUCAUUAAUAAACCCAACUACAAAUUUUUCUUCAAAUCCAUGGACGAUGAUUUCGGGGUGGUGAAGGAAGAGAUAUCUGAUGACAACGCUAAACUACCCUGCUUCAACGGACGUGUUGUGUCGUGGCUGGUGUCUGCAGACGGCUCUCAUGGUUCUGACGGUGGCUCUGUAUGCGCAGACGCUCAAGCCGAGCUGCCGCCCCCUCUGGAGAGGACAGGAGGCAUUGGAGACUCCAGACCCCCUUCCUUCCAUGCGAAUGCUGCUGGGAGUCAAAAUGACCUGGAAAAAGAUACAGAACGUGAAGUCGGUCCAUCGCUGCGGAGAGACAGAGAAAGAGAGAAAGAUAAAGAGAGGGAUAAAGAAAGGCCUCGUAGGAAGGACACGCAUGAUCAUGGAGGCAGGCUGAACGGUCACUCACGGCCGGAGCGCAGGCCAGACGCCGCUGGUUACGACAGCUCCUCAACACUGAUGAGCAGUGAGCUGGACACAACCAGUUUCUUUGACUCUGAGGAGGAUGACUCUGUUAGCAGGUUUAGCGGCUCUACGGAGCAGAGCACAUCAUCACGUCUGAUAAGACGCCAUCGACGCCGUAGACGGAAACCCAAAGCACCCAAGAUGGAUAGGUCCUCGUCCUUCAGCAGUAUAACUGACUCCACCAUGUCUCUGAACAUCAUAACUGUCACAUUAAACAUGGGUGAGUAUUUCUUUAAUUGGAGCAAAUUAAACUUGUGUUUCUGUAUGAAAUUGACUGUAUUUUCUCUUGAUAUAGAGAAGUAUAAUUUCCUUGGCAUUAGUAUAGUGGGUCAGAGUAAUGAGAGGGGUGAUGGAGGCAUCUACAUCGGCUCCAUCAUGAAGGGUGGCGCGGUAGCCUCAGAUGGGCGCAUUGAACCUGGUGACAUGCUUUUGCAGGUGAACGAUAUCAAUUUCGAGAAUAUGAGUAAUGACGAUGCAGUAAGGGUGUUGAGAGAAAUAGUCCAUAAACCCGGCCCCAUCACGCUGACUGUUGCAAAAUGUUGGGAUCCGAACCCUCGUAGCUGUUUCACCCUACCACGAAGUGAGCCGAUCCGUCCCAUAGACCCUGCUGCCUGGGUGUCUCACACAGCUGCAAUGACAGGAACGUACCCAGUGUACGGUAUGAGCCCUUCCAUGAGCACAAUCACCUCCACCAGCUCCUCCAUCACAAGCUCCAUUCCAGAGACUGAGCGGUUUGAGGAAUUCCACCUGUCCAUUCAUAGUGACAUGGCAGCCAUAGCCAAAGCCAUGGCGUCACCGGAGUCGGGAUUGGAGGUACGAGACAGAAUGUGGCUGAAGAUCACCAUCCCCAAUGCUUUCAUAGGUUCAGAUGUGGUAGAUUGGCUGUAUCAUCGCGUGGAGGGCUUCACUGACCGGCGGGAAGCACGCAAAUACGCCAGCAACCUGCUGAAAGCGGGUUACAUCCGCCAUACCGUUAACAAAAUCACCUUCUCUGAACAGUGCUAUUACAUCUUUGGUGAUCUCUGUGGCAACAUGGCCAGUCUCGCCUUGCAUGACCAUGACGGUUCUAGUGGGGCGUCUGACCAGGACACGCUUGCUCCGUUGCCCCACCCUGGGGUAGCCCCCUGGCCUUUGUCUUUUCCUUAUCAGUACCCCAUCCCUCAUCCGUACAAUCCCAACCCUGUACACGAUCCCAACUCCAGCUUUAUCGCAGGGGCAGCCAGUGCUGGCAGUCCACACAGUGAAGGCAGUCAUAGCAGUGGUUCGAAUCGCAGCGGAAGCAAAAAUGACACAAACGCAGCGGCUGGAGGGCAGGAGUCCGGAGCCAGAUCUGGCAGUGGAAGCGAGUCUGAAAAAAGAGACAAGGCUCCGAGCGAGCACUCCGCAGUGGCCGCUAGCGAACACAGCGUACGUAGCACACACACCAUCCGGAGCGUUCACAGUGCCCACUCUCACGCCCAGAGCCUGGUGUGUGGGCCGCCCGGCCUCCCACCCCAGCCACAGACACCCGUAACGGCGGCACCAGGCUCACCUCCUGGACGAGACUUGUCCUCAGUGCCGCCUGAACUCACAGCCUCACGCCAGUCUUUCCGCAUGGCCAUGGGAAACCCCAGUGAGUUCUUCGUUGAUGUCAUGUGAUCUCAACCCGUGCCCGACUCGCACACUGUGAAAUAAAGAACAAAAGAUCAGUGGAAGAUAAGAGUACUUUAAUGAAGAUGGUAAUGAGCGUCCAUCCUGUUUUUCCUUCUGUGUCCUGUGGCUUGUAGUUUCUUCAGUGAAGAAGACUGGAACAGAUGGAAGGCCUAUACAGUAUAUCCCAUGAUGCUCUCUGAGACAUGGGAUGCAGUAAGAGUGAAAGCUUGCUGGGUUUUGUGUACUUUUUAUGCAUUUUUACAUUUUGUCAACCUCAAGCUAAACCCCAUUUAGUUCAAAGAUGAGAGAAUAACCAAUAGAGGGAGUGAAGGCAUGAGAUUUGGGAUGAAGGUGUGAUUUUUGUAUCUUCUCCACAUGACUCAUCUUUUGCUUUUUAAAGGAUGUACGUAAAUAAUUUUUAAUGAUUAAAAAAAGACAAGCUAUCAAUAGAUAGAAAUGUACAAUUAUUUUAUAUUUAUGUCUGAUGUUUUAUUAUUUCUUCUAACAGUCAUGGGAAGUGAGUGAGAGAUGAAGAGUCGGCCUUGCUCUUUGAAACAAAAUGAAUUAUUCAAUAUGAUACAGGAUGUUCAAAUUAAAGACAACACGAAGUGAUUCAACUCAUUUUACUUUAGUUAUGUUACGCAUUACCAUGUAAAACUGAACUGUACAAAUAAAAAAAAUGUUCUUGGAUAUGAAAAGUGGACGUUAGAUGCCAAAAUGGAGCCAGCCCUAAAUAUGGGUUUGCCCGAUCACCACUCACAUUCUGAAAACCAGAAACCACCCACGUUUAAAUAGUUCAGCAAGUUUAACCCCAAAUUCAGCACUGGCAUUAAAUUAUUUCAUUAACUAAAUGCAAGAUUGUAGAAAUAACGUAUUUUUGCAUAUACAGUAUGUUGUAUGAUGUCUUUCAUUGUGAGAUGUCUAGUCCUGUCCUGUUAUAAUACUGCAUUACCCCUGCUGUAGUUCAGUAAGAGUAUAGGGGUUUGAAAUGGAUCUGGAAUUUUUUAUAUUUAUGAUCCAGCACGCACACGCCUGAAUGAAUACGAUGCACUAUAAUGUAAUUUACUCUCUCACUCCUCCCUGAACAACACAGUACUUAUUAUGUUAAUAUUUUGUCAUUAACUAUCAGCACUCUGUAUUCUUUGCAGUCGGUUUAUUUCUAUGUAAACCUUCCUUAUUAUCUCAGAUACAUUUAUUACAUUUUUAAUUACUGGAAACAGAUUAACAGUGUUAAAUGGUUCAAUUUAAUACUCAGUGUACACUGUUUUAUGAUGAAACAAAUUGUUUUAUUUAUAAAUAUAGUUUAUUGCCUAAAAAUGA